Molecule: messenger RNA, 1015 nt
Organism: Lineus longissimus
Lineage: Eukaryota; Metazoa; Nemertea; Pilidiophora; Heteronemertea; Lineidae
Exons: 5
Coding region: 1-849 (282 amino acids)
Source: RefSeq, a predicted model, not a curated record
AUGGAUGCUGAAGAGAGUGGGGAAUUUUUAUCAAUUUCUGUCAUACUUGUGGAACCAGAGCCCGAAGAGUUAUCGGGAGCCGACGAAAGCCGUGCUGGUGCCGAUGACCUGAAGAAAUGGAUGCUCGACAUGGGCUUUAGCCCACGGCCACGUUCGACCAGCCCGGUGUCAUCGCCCCUAGGCAGACCAUAUGAAGCACACAAGGUGGAAGCCGGCGCGAUUAGGCCUGUCGGUCCAUUGCCGUUAGCAUUGAGCACUCCCCAGCGUUUGCCAAUUUCCCCGACUAGCGGAGCCGAACGUCUGCCAACUCCUCGCCCCUCAAGAAUCCCCAGGCCUAGUCCCUCUACUGCUGCUGCUGGAUCCUCAACAAGUCAACAUUCAACCCGAUGCAAGACAAAGGGAAAAGCAGCAGCCCAUACUUCAAAAUGUGCCUCAGCUGCCCCUGCAGUUGCCCUAAAUUUAUCAAUACACCAGGAUCAAGAAGAUCAACCUGACGCUCAGAUUCCACAGGAUCAACAAGUUGAGCAGAUGCCGCGAGAACCUGGCUCUCAGAUUCCACAGGAUUUAAUUGAAGCCAUGACCAACCCUGAAGUGUGGGGAUUCGUUCAAGCUGUUCUAAAUGACCAGCCUGAGCUCCUCAACCGCUUGGUUCGCUGCCAUGAGGAAAACCAGAGAAUGGUGAAGAAUCAGCCCCACCAACCUAUUCCUGCUAAUAUGCCACGUAAUUGCAAGUGUGGACGCUGUAGGCAAAUGCCGUCCGUACGUGAGCAAGUGUGUUGUGGACUAAAGUGGCCAAAGUGUAAAACUCUUGAUGACAACAUUAUACAGAUUUGCCUGAAUCAGAAGUAACUCGAAGUAACUCAUGUUGUUAGUAACAGGUUUUCUUGGUGAAUCUAAUAUUAUUGUGUAGCAUUCAGGUUUUGGACUCCAGACUGGGAACACACAUAAUUGGUUUUCCCAGAUUGUGAUUGUGAGUGUACUUGGAUAUAUAGUGUUAUAAAUUACAAGAAGUGAA